Molecule: messenger RNA, 228 nt
Organism: Penicillium diatomitis
Lineage: Eukaryota; Fungi; Ascomycota; Eurotiomycetes; Eurotiales; Aspergillaceae
Exons: 1
Coding region: 1-228 (75 amino acids)
Source: RefSeq, a predicted model, not a curated record
AUGCAUGAUAUAUCUUCUUCCGGUUUCACUGCCUAUGGUCGUAGUUCUACCCCUCUUUCCGAGAUCAAAUACAUGCCCCAGCGCAACUGUCCCCUGCCACGACCGUGGAAUUCGAUAUCGGAAGUUCCUGACGGGGAGCACUGUCGCGACAUGUCUAUCGUCCCACCCGAACUCCGCAACAUCAUGAUCCAAUUUGCCUCAACUGGUCCGCACAUGGCUGAGGCAUGA